Agrilus planipennis (emerald ash borer) is the source of this 1376-nucleotide messenger RNA. Its product is annotated as homeotic protein empty spiracles-like. Bases 675 to 1376 code for a protein of 233 amino acids. NCBI's taxonomy places the organism in Eukaryota, Metazoa, Arthropoda, Insecta, Coleoptera, Buprestidae. The transcript has a single exon. The record is from RefSeq and is a predicted model, not a curated record.
GGUAGCACGCACUGUAGUAGUUUUGCGGACAGACUGCGACUUUUUUUUUAAAAUAAACAAUAACAAUCAGAACAAAAAGUUAACGUGAAAUAAACUGUUGUUGAUGUGACGAUCCGGACGUAGAGCGUGAUUGUGACAGAAGUGCUCGAAUUGUGAUAAAGAAGAGCCGCUUAAUCUGGACGAGCCCUUAAGGGUAAAAGAUAGUGGAACGCAACUAGUGUGAUAGUGCGCUCGAAAAAGAGGUUCUUACGAUAGACAACUGAUCAACUGAUCGCUACUGAGAAUGCCACGAAGAAUAGGUACGCUUCCGACGGACGAAAGUUAAGUUUAAAGUGUUGUGAGAUCGAUUCUUUCAUAUUAUUCAGCUCCUGAACCGAUAAUUGGGUGUUAAAUUGGAAAUCUCAUGUUCGUUAACGGCAAUUUGAUUUGUUUCGAAUUCGAACGUGCAAUAAACGUGUGAUUUAUGCGACGGAUUAUGUUCGAAUGUUCAUGUUGCGGGUGUCCCAUUUCGUUUCGGCAAAAAGAGGAAUAAUGGUCGUAAAGAAACGGGAGCAACGAAGUUCCUGCUGCCGCUGCUGUUGCUGAGAGCCGGGGACGGCGGUUACUCACUCAGUCGCUCACUCACUCACUGGCCACGGUGAUUUUUCAUUUCAUCGCGGGGUAUUAACCCAAUCAUGAUGCCUCUUGCACCGACGCCAAUAGUACAAGUGCCUUCCAAGCCCAAGAUCGGUUUCUCGAUCGAUUCUAUAGUCGGUGGUGCCAACCACCCGAGUCCCCAGCAUUCGCCCAUCCACUUAUCCGAAAGUUCCGGACCUUUAUCUCCGUCGAGCGAUCGGAGCAACGUAUCGCCCCAUCGCCUGAACCAUCUUGCGUCGCCCAACGGCGGUCUGAACAGUUCGCUGUGCGGUUUAAACCUAUCCCCCAAAGGACUCAAUUUAUCCCCGCAAAACCAAGUCAAUUCCUCGCCAAACGGUAGUAGACUUAACAGUUCGCCCUUGCGGCCCAGUGUUUCGCCGUCCAGAUCGCCUCCGCCGUCGCCGAAACCGCCCAUAAUGGUACCCGGCAUCCCGGCGCAUUCGUUAAUACGACCGAGCCCAACCUACGACCCGAACUUGGUGCCCAAAAACGGGUUCCUGCAGCCGGAGAUGAUGCACAAUCAUGGCGGACACCCCUUUGCUUUGGCCGCUCAUUUUCAAGGGGCUGCGCUGGCAGCUGCUCUCAGCUCUGGCCAACCGGGAUUUGCACAGCAUUCACCCCUUUCAACGCACACACCCCCGAGGGAAAGUUAUCCCCUGUAUCCCUGGCUGUUGUCACGACACGGGAGAAUAUUCCCACACCGAUUUCCAGGGGGUAAGUCGAUCAUAUAUUUCAAAUAA